This is a messenger RNA of Biomphalaria glabrata, 5198 nucleotides long. RefSeq names its product probable E3 ubiquitin-protein ligase HERC4. The transcript has 29 exons. Gene Ontology annotation, molecular function: ubiquitin-protein transferase activity. The coding region runs from base 193 to 3369 and encodes 1058 amino acids. The record is from RefSeq and is a predicted model, not a curated record. NCBI's taxonomy places the organism in Eukaryota, Metazoa, Mollusca, Gastropoda, Planorbidae.
UCUUGUUAUAGAUCUAGAUCUAGUCGUAUUAUAAUAUAGAUCUAUAUUAUAGACCUAGUCUGUGUUCAACUAAUCUAUAUAGAGAUAUAUAUUAUUGCUCAUGAAUGUGAACUUAACACGUUUCAAAACAUAUUAAUCAUUUUAAAAUUUUCACAUAUUUUGAAAUCUUUGUGCUAGUUUUUUUUAAAAACAAUGUCUGUAGUCAUAGCAUGGGGAGAUAGAAAUUCCGGAGCACUAGGGCUUAAUGGCUCAGAAACAAAAGUAAUAUCCUCUCCUACUCAGGUGCAUUCAUUGAAUGGGAAAGAAAUUCAAAGUAUAAGCAGUGGAGUAGGACAUACACUUGUAUGUUUGAAAGAUGGCCAAGUUCUUGGCUGUGGAACCAACAACUUCAAACAAAGUGGAAAAGAUGCUAAGCAUGUGAAACUGACUUUAGGUGAUGUUGGAGAAAGAUUAAAUUCCCAACAUGUGAUUCAAGUGGCUACUGGUGCAUCGCAUAGUGCUGUACUUACUCAAAAUCAUAAAGUUCUGACCUGGGGCAAAAAUACUGAGGGUCAGUUGGGAAGGGGAGAUGUGGAAGAGAGUUCUAGAGGUACACCUACGAUUGUGAAAUCUCUUUCUGCUUUCUGUGUGCUCCAAGUGGCUUGUGGUGACAAUCAUACUGUCAUUUUAACUCAAGAUGGACAAGUUGCUACAUGGGGAUCAAAUUCAUUUGGACAGUUAGGUCUUGGUGCAACUGAAACUUUGUUUAUAGAUGAACCAAGAUUUCUAGAUUGUUUGAAAGGGUUACCUAUAGAUCAAGUAGCUUCAGGGAGUAAUCAUUCUCUAAUACUUUCCAAGUCUGGAGCAGUGUAUGGAUGGGGAAGGAACAGCUUUGGUCAGUUGGGAUUAAAUAACAAAACUGAUUGCUUCUGGCCCAACCAAUGUAGACCAUUACGAAGUCAAAAAAUUAAAUAUAUUUGUUGUGGCAAAAAUCAUACAGCUUGUCUUACAAUGGAUGGGGGAGUAUUUACUUUUGGGGCAGGUACAUGUGGUCAACUUGGCCAUGGUAGUUACAACAACGAGUACUUACCUAAGCAGGUGAUAGAAUUAUCAAAAAGCGAGGUGACCCAGAUUGCUUGUGGAAGAUGUCACACACUUGCAUUUGUUGCCAAAUCUGGACGAAUCUAUACUUUUGGACUUGGUGUGAGUGGACAACUUGGGCUUUCAACUACAGAAAAUAAAAACACUCCAGUUUUUAUAGCAGGUCCUAUUGUCUCAGGUUCUACACAGACAGUUUCUAUGGUGCCAGACAAACAAAGUUCAGAAAUAAAAGUGAAAAGAAUAUAUGCAGGUGGUGAUCACAGUUUUGCAAUAGUCCAAGAAAAAGCUGUAUGCCAGCCAGAUGAUUAUAGAAUAAAAGAUCCAACAAAGCAAAUAUUAAGUUUAUCUCAGAGAAGCAUUGAAAAACUACAGUCUUAUCAAAAAGAGCAAAUCCCAUCAGAAAUGACUCAUGAGCUGAGUACAAUUUUCUCCAGUGUUUCUUGUCUCAAUGGCUCAUUUCUUUUACUUGAUGAAGAGCACAACAAUACCACCAGUUUAAAUCAUGGAGUUAACAUGAAUGCUGUCAAAACAUUUUUUCAUACCCUGGAGAAUCUUUCUACUGCUGAUAUUAUACAAAAGUUGUCAAUGUCAAUAGAAAAACGUUUGUACCCAUCCUUGGCUCCAUCACCACCUGAUGUAGAAGCCCUCCGAGUUUAUCUUAUUUUACCAGAGUGCCAUUUGUUUAAUCAGCCUGCAUUGUACAGUUCAAUCAUAUGUCCAUUUGCCAAGUCUCUACUCUCCCUAAGCAAAGUUGCCUUAGAUAAAAUCAAGUCAUGGUGGUGUCUAAACAAGGCUUCACAUUUUGAAAGAUUGAUAUUAAUUUACAAAAAUUGUAUCAAAUAUUUGUUAAAACUGCCACCUACUACAAAUAGCUCUGAAGCUUGUAAAAGGCAAACAGCAAUUAAUCUUUCCAUGGAGAUGUUAAAAUUAUUAAAUGAAAUCAAUGACGAAAAUCAGAUCAUCCCAUAUCAAAUGUUUUAUAUUCCUGAACUGAAAGAAGUGAUCAAUAUUAAAGAGGACUACAUCAACUUAACUUUGAGAACCAUUCAUCAGAAUCUUUUGUGGGGUGUAGCAAUUCAGCCAGGUUUAUGUUUUAGCAAGUAUCCAUUUUUAUUUGAUGUAGCUGCUAAAUGUUUAUUGCUUCAAACUGAUGCUGCACUGCAAAUGCAGAAAGCUUUUGAGACUGCCUGUAAAUCAGAUGCAAUUAAUUAUUUAACAUCCAUUGAAUUAAUGGAUCCUACAAAAGCAUAUCUUUUACUCAAAGUGAAUCGAAGUACAAUCAUUGAAGACACUAUAAGACUGUUCAAAAAUAAGAGUAGUGAAGAUCUUAAGAAACCUCUACAGGUUUUCAUAUUGGGAGAAGAACACCUCUAUGAACCAGUCAUUCAGAAAGAAUUCUUUAGAUUGAUUUUGUGCAAAAUGUUACAUCCUGACUUUGGAAUGUUUGAACUAAAUGAAAAAUCUCAUCUGCUAUGGUUUAAUCGAUCGACCUUGAAAGAUCCUGAUGAAAUUAAAAAAAAGACUGAUAUGUUUCUUUUGAUUGGAGUUUUAUGUGGACUUGGAAUAUAUAGCUCUACAAUCAUCACUCUACCAUUUCCUUUGGCACUUUAUAAAAAACUUCUGAAAAUACCUGUCACAAGAGAUGAUCUAAAAGAAUUAGAUCCUUUAAUGGAAAAAAGGUUCCAAAGUUUGCUUGAUUAUUUUGAUGAUGAUGUGGAAGAUAAAUUUGAUUUAGAUUUUCAGGAUAUAAUACCAGAAAGAGAUUCAGAGAUGGUCAAUCACACUAACAAGCGAGAGUAUGUGGAUCUCUAUGUGGACUAUCUGUUGAACACAUCAGUAGAAGUCCAGUUUCAAGCUUUCAGAGAAGGUUUUAUGAGUGUGUGGGGUGGGAGUGUGUUGGAUUUGUGCCAUCCUGAAGAGCUUCAAGCCAUGGUUCAUAGCAGUGAAGAGUGUGACUUUGAUGAGCUUCAAAUGAAAACUACUUACUCACUUGGCUACAAUCAAGAUCACCCGACCAUAAAAAUGUUCUGGGAAGUUUUUCACGAGAUGAGUUUAGAAAACAAAAAAAAAUUUUUAGUGUUUGUAACAGGCAGUGAUCGUGUUCCAAUAUUUGGCAUGAAAAAUAUUCAAAUUCAAUUUGUAGAGAAAGGUGAAGAAUUCUUACCAGUAGCCCUCCUGUGUCACAACAUCUUACAGUUGCCAACAUACAUCAAGAAAGAAACUUUAAAAGAUAAGCUUCUAAUGGCCAUCCAACAAACGGAAGGAUUUGGUCUAUAUGAUAAUUUAUAAUUAAAGUCUUUCCAGUACUUGUUGAAUAUUAUUAUGAAUUAUGCAAAAAUGAAAAUAUGAAUACUGACAAGAAUAGUGUGUAUUUGUAUUCUUUUUGCUCACAUUUUCUUCAUCUUCAAAAAAAAAAGUAAAAUGUGGUAAAAAGCACAAAUAAAAAAAAACAAAAAAACAUUUAUUUCAAGUUAAAACUUUGCACUUUGUAAUAUAUCUGGAUAGCCAAGUUAAUGUAAUGUUGUGCUAAUAAUGCAAGUGGAGAGGGUUUGAUCCCUAUACUUGACCAUUUUUUUUCUUUUUUUUCAAUGACAAAUACAAUAUAAUUAUUUUGCUAUACUAUAUGAACAUAAGAUAUGUACCUUUUGUCUGUUGGGCCAUUAGGGCGCCACACAAGAUUUGUUGACCGUCUUUCUCCAUUCCUCUCUGUCUUUUGCCUUAGUUAGAACCUCUUUCAAUGGCAGGCUCGUCCAUUCUUUCAUGUUGUCUUCCCAUUGCUUUCUCUGUCUGCCUCUUCUUCUUUUUCCUUGUACUGUUCCCUGAUUGAAGGUCUUUGCGAGCCAUAGAUUUUAAGCUUACGUUUUUUUAGGAUAGUUAGCAGAACAUGAGAUAGGAAUUUUUAAAAUUUUAGGCCUACUUGUUUUUUGUUUUUAUAUUAGGCCUACUUGUUUUUUUUUUAUAUUAGGCCUAUUUGUUUUGUUUUUAUAUUAGACCUACUUGUUUUUUUUUAUAUUAGGCCUACUUGUUUUUUUUUUAUAUUAGGCCUAUUUGUUUUGUUUUUAUAUUAGACCUACUUGUUUUUUUUUUUAUAUUAGGCCUACUUGGUUUUUUUUUAUAUUAGGCCUACUUGUUUUGUUUUUAUAUUAGGCCUACUUGUUUUGUUUUUAUAUUAGGCCUACUUGUUUUGUUUUUAUAUUAGGCCUACUUGUUUUGUUUUUUCUAAUAUUAGGCCUACUUGUUUUGUUUUUAUAUUAGGCCUACUUGUUUUUUGUUUUUAUAUUAGGCCUACUUGUUUUGUUUUUAUAUUAGGCCUACUUGUUUUUUUUUUAUAUUAAGCCUAUUUGUUUUGUUUUUGUUUAUUUUCUAUUCAUUUUUUUCUGUUUGCUUUGCAUUCUGUUAGAAAUUAAUUGGUAAAGUUCCUCUUAAAUUCCUUGUAAUGAGUUUUGUAGAUGAUGUAAAUUUUAUUUGGUUCUGUGUUCAACAGCUCAAGAGAGUAUCACAUGGAUAGCUCAAUGACCAAAUAAUUUCCUUCGGAAAAUGUCAAUUAAUCUCCAUAUAAUCAAAUGAAAAGCCCAGCUCAACCAGAAAAGUACAUUAAAACAUAAAAUGUACCAGUAUUGUCAUUCUACAUUGAUAACUUGAAAUGAGAAUCAAUUUCUUCGGAUGAUUAUAUUUAAACAAGAAUCUUACAUUUUUAAAAAUUAUAUGAGGAUAAUAAAUGAUAAAUAAUAUUACCACAUGUUAAUCUAAUUUGUCAUGAAAACUGUAUGUUUUAUGUAAUGAUUUAAUGUUUACUUUUAAAUAUAAAGGUCUGUUCCUAUGAUAUUUUCAGGCUUUUACAUAUCUUACCACUAGUUAAUCUGUCUAUAUAAUUUGAGAAUGGUUUUUUUUUCUGACCGGGAUCUAUUUAUUCUUAAGACUACAUUUUAUACAAACACUUAACAUCCUGUCUUACUUUUUAAUGAAGAAUGUUUCUAUUUCUUCAAAAAAUUCUUUUACAAGAUAUGAACGUAUGUCUUUGGAUAUUUACUUGCAACAUAAUAUUUCAGGCAUACCGGUAUAAUUUUGUAUAUAAAAUAGCUAUGUCUAUAACAAAUAAAUGAUAUAGAAACCUUUGA